Molecule: messenger RNA, 990 nt
Organism: Williopsis jadinii
Lineage: Eukaryota; Fungi; Ascomycota; Saccharomycetes; Phaffomycetales; Wickerhamomycetaceae
Gene: PET123
Product: mitochondrial 37S ribosomal protein mS26 PET123
Exons: 1
Coding region: 32-922 (296 amino acids)
Source: RefSeq, a predicted model, not a curated record
CUUCAAAGUAGAUAAAUACGCUUGCUAAACGAUGACAAAAGGUGCGAGAGUGUUUGGAGGCAAGUCUGGUGUGCUUCCGGAAGUUCGUCAGAUCUUCAAGCAGCCUAUCAAGCCUGUUGUGAGACAUGCCAACCCAAAUGUCGGUUACGCGGAAGGUGUUGAACAUCCAAAAGGAACGUCUCGUGAACAACCACUACCAAAAGUGCGUACAGUUGGUGAUCUGAUCAAGGAUACCAUGAAGAAUCCAAAAAGCGUACCUCAAUUGUCUACUUUGAACGAGCAGCAGAAGGAGAAAGUGACCAAAGCCGCACUUCGUCGUAAAUACUAUGCCGACAGUUUGCACAGAGAAGAGAAGAGACUUGAGUAUGUCGAGAAGAGAACCAUCGAAAGGGAAGACGAGGAGAAGAGAAUCAAAGAGAACAUCACAUACGAGGAGUCCGAGUCUGCCAGACUUACUUUGCCAACGAUUAACAAGUUGUUGGAAGGUCCAUUGAUGAGAGAGAGAACAGAGGAGGAGAAACAGAUACUUCAGGCAAAGAGACAAGCCAAUAGACUACAAAAUGAGCUUAGAGGCAAAGAGAACAGAGCCACUGAUCUUCUGGAGUUAUACUACGCUGCUGAUAACUUCAUCACUACUGAGGCUGAUCUCAAAGCCGCAAUUGAAGAUGCCUUUGGCGCCAAACGUAUUUCCACAGAGUUCCAGGCACAACGCACCUACAGUCCAAAGCUUCUUGAUGCCCUAUUUGGUACUAUCGGUGCAACCAAGUCAGGUGCUGAUAGUUCUUCGAAGCCAGGUCUUGCUCAAGUGGAGGAGCAAAUCACUGGUGAUAGACAUGAGUUUGAACAAAGAGUUGCUGAUGCCCAUGACAGAGCUGUGAACAAGGAGAGGGAAGAAAGCUUGAGGGAUUUGAAGGCGAACUAGAAUCAUUAAAGUGCAUGUAUAUAUUAAUUAUCACGGAGUAAGCAACAUGAUGUAUAUAAGAUGAGGAU